GUACGAUUUUUGGUCAACUAUCACCGGUCCUCUCCAGUACUGCCUCUGCCUCUCCUCAGAAAAUCUCGUCCUUUUCUCCCUCACCCAGAAUGCGGUACACAGAAACUGACCCUACAUCCCUGACAGAUGUCUCGAUGGACGAGGCUAUUGUAGAUGCACUUCUAGACGCAAGCGAACGAGAACCAGGUCCCUGGCAUGUUCUCGAUGUUACCACAGACGAAUUGGUGCAGAAGAUCGUGACGGUGCUCUCCAAAUCAGAUAUAUACGACCAGUUAUCAGACCUAACUGUUGACCAAGCACAAUCCACGUUGAACUUCCUCCAGGAUCUCCUCGAUAUACGGGGUCUUCCAUUGUCAUACAAGCGCACUUUUCUCAAGACUUCCCUCAAGUUGUCACGUGUGUACGACUGCGUACCUAAGUGUCUCAAGAUCAGAGACUUCAAAAAGACAGGCGAUUAUCCGUUUGCUCGGGGGCAUUUUGGUGACUUGUGGAGAGGUGAGGUCGAAGGAACGGAAGUUGCUGUCAAACAAGCAAGAAUAUUCACAAGUGAUAAUAAUAUCGAGAAAGUCAUGCGGAAAAUAAGACGAGAGGCCAUUAUAUGGGGUCAGUGCGAUCACCCUAAUGUACUACCUUUCUACGGCAUUUACCGCGAUUCCGCUACUUCACCUUACUGCCUCGUGUCGCCAUUCAUGGUUAAUGGACCUCUUCAUCAAUAUUUGAGCAAUAAUGAUAAUCCUAAUCGGCAAGGACUCGCUCUAGACAUUACAAGUGGCAUGAACUACCUACAUAAAUUGUUCAUCGUUCAUGGAGACCUUAAAGGGGAUAACAUCUUAAUUACCAAUGACCGUAGAGCGGUUAUUGCGGAUUUCGGUAUAUCCUUCGUGGUGGGUGGUACGAUCUUUGGAACUUCAUCAUCAUCGCGGAAGGGUGGUACCGUAAAAUGGCAGGCUCCAGAGGUGCUCGAUGGGAGUCCCAACAGCUUUUCAGCCGAUGUAUAUUCACUGGCUUGUGUAUACUUUGAGGUAUUCGAUGGGUCAAUACCCUGGAGCAGCCUAACAGAUGGUGCCGUUAUCAUGAAUGUCAGCGUUCGGAAGAAGCAUCCUCCACCCCCGAAACACCUGGCGGAGACUAAACUUCCUGAUUUAUGGUGGGAACUCAUGAUGAGAUGUUGGGCUUAUAAACCUUCGGACCGACCAACUCUUCAAGAUCUCUUAGAGUCUCUUCAUGAGACAGGCAAUACCCUACCUCCUGCGACGAAAUGGGAUAAAUCUGCCCCGGCGCGACUUCGUGACCCUCUAGACCAAAGCAAAUUAGUUAUACCUUCGGACUUACCGCCAUUUUUGAACGUUUAGGGUAUCUUCUCUUUGAUUGAUCCCCCGAACAGUAUUACUACCAAGUAGAACGAAAUAAGGCCAGUAGCUACAUCUUUUCGCACUCCAUACACCUGUCCCUCAUCCUACAUAUAUACUUACGCGUUGUUC
This is a messenger RNA of Desarmillaria tabescens, 1481 nucleotides long. Its product is annotated as kinase-like domain-containing protein. The transcript is spliced from 7 exons. Gene Ontology annotation, molecular function: protein kinase activity; ATP binding. Gene Ontology annotation, biological process: protein phosphorylation; signal transduction. Bases 90 to 1352 code for a protein of 420 amino acids. Lineage: Eukaryota; Fungi; Basidiomycota; Agaricomycetes; Agaricales; Physalacriaceae. The record is from RefSeq and is a predicted model, not a curated record. Gene Ontology annotation, cellular component: cytoplasm.